GGUCGUCGUUGCUGGCUUUACAUAUUAUCUAUAGCCUGCAUCGGUUUAACUUAUUUUACACCUGAAAGGCAGGGUCAGUUCAAACUGCGCCAGGUCCUUUAUAGCGAUAUUUUCACUAGAAUAAUUAGUAGUGUUGGUGUGAUUUUGGCGGCGGAUGUGACGCCUGUCUGAGCUGUAGGAUGCUGUACACUGAGGGCUGUGUCAGUCCACUGGACCAUCAACACAGUCUGCCGUCCAAUCGAAUAUUAAUUACCGCCUAAAUGCAGCAGAUCUGCUAACGUUAAAGGUUUAGUAUUUCUGGUUGUGCACAAGAAGAUGAAAGCUAACUUGUUAAAGAAAAGAAAAAAGAAAACCAAACAACUGCCAUAUUGUGAUGAAGAGCCAUUGCCAACAAAUGUUGAUGGCAUUAGUAUUGACACCAAUGAAACCAAAACAUCUAAUGACACUCAGGACUGUGCUAUGAACACCUGUCCUGGGGUCACACAGAUCAAAGCAGAAGAAGGAGAGCUGGAAGCUUUGGGAGUCGUAAAGGUGUCAUCUGAACAACACCAGAAGCAGCAGCAGCAGAAAGUCAAUCUGCAGCCUCAUCCUCCUGCUUUCAGAUCAUUCGUUCCAAAGACAGAACCAGACUAUGUCCCUUUAAACCCACCUAGUUUUCAGGUCGAAACUGAGCCUGGCAUUUUUGAAGUGCUGCAGAGAGAGUCUGCCUUGAUUGUUAACGAGGAGAAUGACAAUUGGAAGGAAGUGAAGCUUGAGACACUAGAUGAAAACUCUGUGGGUGAUUCUGGCCUGGAGAAAAACACUGCUUCCUCCUCCCUGGUUUUUCCUUGUCCCCACUGCAGUGUGACAUUCACUGACUUUACAUACUUGGACAAACACCUCAAAUGGUGCCAUCGAAGUGAAUACCUGGCGUGGGUGAAAAACCACAAAGUCUACAACUGCUCUAAAAUCUCCUCCGGGAUGCUCAGCUGCUCAUCAUGCCACUAUCGGUUCUUCUCUCAGAGAGAGCUGGAGAACCACAUGCGCAGGGUCCACCUCCCUACGCCUAAACCCAUCCGAAAGCGCUACACCUGCCCGCACUGUGAUCGCAGCUUCGAUUACAUCGGUAACCUGCAAAACCAUUGCCGCAGAUGCCAUGGCUUAGCCACGGUGUGUAAAGAUGGACAAAUUAGCUGUGCUAAAUGUGGCAAAAGCUUUGCUGGAGUCUGGGGUCUCGGACCACAUCGCUGCCAUGAGGAUGAGAAGAAAACCAAGGUGGCUGUCGACGAACCCAUCUGCACAGACCGUGGCUAUAUGUGCCGAGACUGUGGCAAGAGCUGCUCUACACUUCAGUGUCUGAAGAGACACAAAAGCACUCAUACUGGUGAGAAGCCAUGCGUCUGCGAAGACUGCGGCCGUAGGUUUCAUGAUAUGGGGAGUCUGCGGAAACACAAAGUCAUACAUACAGGGACCCGGCCAUUCAAGUGCCCCGAAUGUGGUAAAGAGUUUGCAAGGAUGGCCCAGCUCAGAUGUCAUCUGCGAACCCACACAGGGGAAAGGCCGUACCCUUGCCCCCAGUGCGGGAUGAGAUUCAGCCUCCGAUCGACACUUCGAAUCCACCAACAGGUUCACUCCAAGGAAAAAACAUUUUCAUGCCCAGACUGCGGCAAAAUGUUCUCUGCUAUGAGAUACGUGAAGGUCCACCAAAGAGCGCACAACUCUGAGCGAAUGCUGCAGUGCAGAGAAUGUACGAAGACGUUUUCACGGGAGGACGUGCUCAAGAAACACCUACGCAUUCACACGGGCGAACGGCCGUACCAGUGCAACGUCUGCAGCAAACGUUUUGUCCGCAUCUCGCACCUGAAAAACCAUAUGCGCACACACACCGGCGAGAAACCGUACCGUUGCGAGCAGUGCGGCUCCAGCUAUGCCCAGUCCGGCGAUUUGACCAAACACAUGAGGAGACACACAGGGGAAAAACCCUUCGCAUGUUCUGACUGCGACCGCCGCUUCAACAACUCGGGCGACUUGAGCAAACACAGGCGCAGUCACACAGGCCACAGGCCUUACAAGUGUAUGGAGUGCGGGAAGAGUUUUCUCAUGCCCCAGCACCUGAAGUUACACAAACUAUCACACACGGGCGAGAGGCCAUACAGCUGCCCGCAGUGUCUCCGCACCUUCACUCGCCCGCACCACCUUUCACAACACAUGGAAAAACACAUAUGAAGAUGGAUGGAGGGUGGAUAGCUGCACGACUUCUGUCAAAUCUAAAUAGAAUUUAAGAAAAAUUAAUUGGGAGUUCAUAGAUGAAUUGGAAAUCGGUUUAAUUUUUAAAAGUAACUGAAUCCAGAUGCAUAGUCUUCCUUUCUGGACUGUCAUUAAAUGUUUAACAUUAUAGUCAUUUUGCAUGCUCAGCUCCAUUGGAGAUAUCAAAUAGAAUUAAUGCCUUACACUCUUUUUUUUUUUUUGGUAAUAAAUUUGUUUCAAACCACAGUUUGUCUGAUGCAUUUUGGCCAAAUAUAUUACCAAAAAAAGUGUCUAUUUAAGGUACAGGCAUCAUUAGCAGUGUAGCUUGAAUUGUUUAUUAAUUUAUAAUUCAUAUUUAACCAUUUAAAAACACUGUUGGUUCUACUUCUGCUGUGGCCUAGUAAUAUUCUAUGAUUAUUAUUAUUAUUUUAAUAUUAAUCUGUGAGCUU
Carassius carassius (crucian carp) is the source of this 2675-nucleotide messenger RNA. Its product is annotated as zinc finger protein 883-like. Gene Ontology annotation, biological process: negative regulation of transcription by RNA polymerase II; regulation of immune system process; regulation of cytokine production. Lineage: Eukaryota; Metazoa; Chordata; Actinopteri; Cypriniformes; Cyprinidae. The transcript is spliced from 3 exons. The record is from RefSeq and is a predicted model, not a curated record. The coding region runs from base 316 to 2205 and encodes 629 amino acids.